AUGCCUCCCAAAGUCACCAAGAAGCCCGUCGCUCCCGCCGACCAUCCUGCUUACAAGGAUAUGAUCAAGGAUGCUAUCCUCACGCUCAAAGAACGCAACGGAAGCAGUCGCCAAGCGCUCAAGAAGUACAUCAUGAGCAACUUCAAGAUCAAGGCCACCAACUUUGAGACCCAGUUCAACUCCGCCCUCAAGCGCGGUGUCACCGCCGGCGACUUUGUCCAGCCCAAGGGUCCCUCAGGAACCGUCAAGCUGCAGAAGAAGGAGCCAGUCCCUAAGAAGGAGGCCGCCCCUAAGGAGAAGAAGCCUGUUGCCCCCAAGAAGGAGAAGAAGCCUGCUGCUCCUAAGAAGGAGAAGAAGGUCGCUGCCCCUAAGAAGGCUGCCGUCGCCAAGAAGCCUGCUGCUAAGAAGGCCGCCCCUAAGAAGCCUGUUGCUGCGAAGAAGGCUGCUCCUAAGAAGGCUGCUGCUCCCAAGAAGGCCGCCGCUAAGCCCAAGGCCCUCAAGGCUAAGCCGGCUGGCGUCAAGAAGGCUGCCCCAAAGAAGGCCGCUCCUAAGAAGGCUGCCCCUAAGAAGGCCGCUGCGAAGAAGGCUAAGGCGUAA
This is a messenger RNA of Myxozyma melibiosi, 597 nucleotides long. Its product is annotated as histone H1. NCBI's taxonomy places the organism in Eukaryota, Fungi, Ascomycota, Lipomycetes, Lipomycetales, Lipomycetaceae. Gene Ontology annotation, cellular component: nucleosome; nucleus. Gene Ontology annotation, biological process: chromosome condensation; negative regulation of DNA recombination; nucleosome assembly. The coding region runs from base 1 to 597 and encodes 198 amino acids. The transcript is spliced from 4 exons. The record is from RefSeq and is a predicted model, not a curated record. Gene Ontology annotation, molecular function: nucleosomal DNA binding; structural constituent of chromatin; double-stranded DNA binding.